Molecule: messenger RNA, 3016 nt
Organism: Bolinopsis microptera
Lineage: Eukaryota; Metazoa; Ctenophora; Tentaculata; Lobata; Bolinopsidae
Exons: 3
Coding region: 44-2575 (843 amino acids)
Source: RefSeq, a predicted model, not a curated record
AUUUAAGUUGGAUGCUUAAACUGAUACCUGUAAAGUCACAACGAUGAAGAUAGUCCUUUUGAGCCUCCUCGCUCUCUUGGGUUACGCCGUAGUGUCAACAGAAGACUGCACAGGUCUCCCGGCUGACUGGUACAGUCUCGAAACAACCGCUACCUUCCCCAUCCGCAGCGGCCGUAAGAUCGAGGUAACCUGUAAGAACGGAUACGUUGCUGAUAACGGCAACUCAGAAGUGACUUGUCUUCAAGGAAGGGUCUUCUCCUACAGCCUCCCUCUCGUCCAGUGUGAGCUCUCCUCCUCGGAGCCUGCUGAAUGGACUAGACUCUCCCCAGGAAAACUGGUGGUAGCUGAUAUCGACCCUGCUGAUACCAUGAUAGAGUUCAAGUUCACUCCUUAUCAGAGAGCAAGGAACCUUAAGUUCUCUCUCUACACAAGGCUCUAUAAAGAUGGGAGUGAGGAGAUGAUGGGAAAUAUCAACAUCUUCUACCAGAUGACAAAGACCACCGUCACUAAAAGCAAGAUCAGGAUCGGAGCACGAGAGAAUGGCAGUGGGUUCAAGUACUGUAACGAUCUCUACACUCUCCAGAAUUUCAUCCCUAAAACUGUUUCACAGGAUGUGGGAAGUGCUCACGUUGUUGAAGUGGACUCUGUUCGACAGGCUACAUUCCAGCAAAUGAACUGUGAAGCUUAUGGAGCGUGGAGGAACCUGAUUUCAAGUGGAGUUAUCUCACAUGUGAGCUUUGGACUGUCUGAUCUGAACAGAAACCUAAAGAAAUUCUUGGCAAUUCACUAUCGAUUGGUUAAGAUUACAGCCCCCACUACCUUCCCUCCAACAUCCAGAGAUGGGGUUACUUUCGCCUUUUCUGAAAGUCCAACUCAAGCUUAUGAGCUGGGAGAGCUGAAUAUUGAUCCCAAUGCAGGAAACGAUGAAUCACCUUCAAGCGAUGAAUCAUCAGGUGAGCAUUCUAGCGGUGGAUCAUCUUCAAGCGGUGGAUCAUCAGGUGGACAUUCCAGCGGUGGAUCAUCUUCAAGCAGUGGGUCAUCAGGAGUUGGAGGCGGAUCAUCUGGAUCAUCUUCAAGCGGUGGAUCAUCAAGCGGACAUUCUAGUGGUGGAUCAUCUUCGAACGGUGGAUCAUCAGGUGGACAUUCCAGCGGUGGAUCAUCUUCAAGCGGUGGAUCAUCAGGUGGGCAUUCCAGCGGUGGAUCAUCUUCAAGCAGUGGGUCAUCAGGAGUUGGAGGCGGAUCAUCUGGAUCAUCUUUAGGCGGUGGAUCAUCAAGUGGGCAUUCCAGCGGUGGAUCAUCUUCAAGCAGUGGGUCAUCAGGAGUUGGAGGCGGAUCAUCUGGAUCAUCUUCAAGUAGUGGAUCAUCAGGCGUUGGAGGCGGAUCAUCUGGAUCAUCUGGAUCAUCUGGAUCAUCUGGAUCAUCUGGAUCAUCUGGAUCAUCUGGAUCAUCUGGAUCAUCUGGAUCAUCUGGAUCAUCUGGAUCAUCUGGAUCAUCUGGAUCAUCUGGAUCAUCUGGAUCAUCUGGAUCAUCUGGAUCAUCUGGAUCAUCUGGAUCAUCUGGAUCAUCUGGAUCAUCUGGAUCAUCUGGAUCAUCUUCAAGCAGUGGAUCAUCUUCAAGCAGUGGAUCAUCUUCAAGAGGUGGAAGCAAUUCUAGUGGCCGAAAUAUACCAUCAAAUGAUUCGGAAAAUAAUUCCCAAUACGACGCACCUGCAGCUGUAUCUACCAAGGCGGUUUUCUCAGCUGGUGAAUCUGCACACCCUAUUUGCAGCAUAUAUGCCAGUGGAGUCAUAGAUGACUUCGAUAGUGGUGUUAAUCGAUACGAUUUGAAAUGCACUCAUGUUCUGGCAGCAGACUACUUUGGAUUGGAUGGUAAAAUGCCUUGGUUCAUCUAUGGCUCAUUUGAUGAGUUCGAUGGAGUAAGAUCCCUUGCUGCCAUGGCAUUCUUUUUGGGUAGAAGUACACCUUUCGAGAUCCAGAGGGGAUGGAUGAUCAAUGACGACGGAAGCAAGAUGAAGAUCAAGGAAGAGAAGGAAGUAACUAUGGGAGAAACAGGCUGUACCAUUCUCUUUGCCCAGAACGUUCUCAAGAUAACUUGCGCUCCAUUUACCGUAUACUACGACGGUAUGAUGUCCGCUCACAUCGAGUACACCUCCAAGACCACCCAGGUUGGAACAGCCAAGGGUAUGUUCAACAUUGGACUUUGUUUCGAUAACCAAUCAGGACGACGACCCAACUGGCAGGUGAACACCAUAGCAACCUGCUCGGUGACACCUGGAGCUCAGAAAUUCUGCAACGGUGCCUCUCCUACCUUCUGUAACAACCUUCCUGAUAGGGGUGACGCGUACCGACAAGCCUGUAACCAGAUGUUCUGUGAUAAGAAGCAGAGCUCUGGAUCAAACGAUCUGAGUGAUAAGCAAAAGUGUGCUCUUUCCGUGUCUGCUGCAGCUAAGCGUAACCUCCAGGGCUUCUCAAGCGGUUAUCCUUCGUCAGGGUGCCCCAGUGAUAACUGUACCUGGAAACAUAGUGUCAUCGAAUCUGGUUGUUUCCAAGACCCAUUCUUCGUCGGAUGCAACUAAACUAAUCGCUCAUCUUGAAACGUAUCUGGAGAGGUUUGCUGGAGCAUUUUUAACUUAAACUUGGCUGGCAACAGAGAAAAGACUGCAUGUUUGCAAUGUUAAAACAAUGAAGCGCUCGUGGAAAUCAAUGGGCCAGCUUGCUUAAACUAUCUCCCCAAGAGGCAGUCUCGUGCUUCUCUGCAGAUGACUACCUCGUUAUGAUAAAUAAGUUUGUGUAUGGAUGGACAAAUAUUUAUUAUUAAGUCACUAUGAACACUAUAUUAUUUUAAUUUAGAGGCUCUUCAUUUUUGAAACCGUGAUCUAUUGGAAUAUAUUAUUUCAUGAUAUUUGUUAGAAUCAAUUUUUGAUGGUUUCUUUAUACAAUCAAUAUUGUUAAUAAAAUAAUUGUAAUAUUAAAGUUUUUUCUAAAAUCUAUGUAGUUUCAUCAUAUUCAUAAUUUUG